This is a messenger RNA of Thlaspi arvense, 2238 nucleotides long. The record is from the annotation of a GenBank genome assembly. Lineage: Eukaryota; Viridiplantae; Streptophyta; Magnoliopsida; Brassicales; Brassicaceae.
AUGAAAUUCAUCUAUAAUAUUUUCCGGAAAAUAAAAAAGUAAAAGAAAUUGGAGAAUUUGGUGGGAAAAAAAAACAAAAUGUAAAAGAAUAGACAGGAGAGUUAUUUUUCUUAUUCCUAUUUCGAUCCCUUUCCACUUCUGUUGAGCAUCCCGAGCUGUGAUGAAUCUUGCUUUUGGUUUUGGUGUUUUGAUCUCUUUCUAUCGUUAAUCUCUGGAUUCUCUGAGAAAAUAUCGGUGGAGCUUUCUCGCGCGGGGGAGCUUGGUUGCUUUAAAUUGAAAGAGAGGAGUUACGUGACGGCGACCACGGCUACUAAAAAUAAAUCCCAGCCACCACCGUCGGGGGUAAUUCCGUAAUUUUUGAACAGCACUUCAUUCCCGCGGCGUAGGCGGAAGGGUAAUUCAGUCAAUUAAGUGAUCUCCGGUGAUGAAUCAGAUCCACUCCCUCACGCCAGAGUGAAUUUCACGGUGUUCUCUUCCCGCCCAAAAAAACAAAACAUGAAAACGAAUCACGGCGGCGUAGAGCACGGCCACCAUCACGAGGCUCUGAAGUUUUCCAGUUUCUUCUUUAUGCCGGAACGGUCACGUGAUUACCUCGUGCUUUUCGCUCGCUUCUCCCUCCUAUCAUGCCUCAUCGUCUCCGUCUCUCUGGUUCUUCGCGCCGCUUUUUUAUAUUCAUCUGGCCAGGACUAUUCUUCCUACGGUCUCCGAUUCCCCACCGUGCCUCAGAAAUCCCUGUCUCUCCCGCCCACCGGAUCCGUCGGGCCGAGCAAUAUCUCCCACAUCCAGUUCUGUAUCGCCGGAGCAGCCGAGAGCUGGCUUGAUCGGAGCCAGUACACCUCCUUGUGGUGGCGCAAUUCCACUCGUGGAUUUGUCUGGCUCGAUAAACCGGUGAAAAUUCCCAAAAAUCACUCUGAUUCCCGUUUCUCAAUCCCGAUUCGAGUUUCCGAUCCAGGAUGGACUCGAUUUAGAUUCUCCAGCUCGAGAGCUGCGGUUCGGAUUGCUCGGAUAAUUUGGGAUAGUUACCGGCUAAAUCUCAUGGAUGUGCGGUGGUUCGUGAUGGGAGAUGACGACACCGUCUUUUUCGCCGAUAAUCUCGUCAAGGUUCUCUCCAAGUACGACCAUGAGCAGAUGUGGUACAUCGGUGGAAACUCGGAGAGCGUCGAGCAGGAUGUGAUGCACGCCUACGACAUGGCGUUUGGCGGCGGUGGUUUCGCCAUUAGCCGUCCACUGGCGACGCGUUUGGCCGCCGCGAUGGACGGUUGCCUGCAACGGUAUUUCUAUUUCUACGGGUCGGAUCAAAGAAUCGCGUCUUGCGUUAGCGAGAUCGGCGUUCCGUUCACCGAAGAACGCGGUUUUCACCAGCUUGACAUAAGAGGAGAUCCAUACGGGUUUCUAGCUGCACAUCCAAUGACACCGCUUGUAUCACUGCAUCACCUCGUAUACUUAGACCCAAUGUUCCCAAACAAGAACCCUAUCGAGUCUUUACAAACACUUAUGAAACCUUAUACCUUAGACCCACAUCGAAUACUCCAACAGAUUAAUUGCCAUGACCGCAAGCGCCAAUGGUCGAUAUCCAUCUCUUGGGGUUACUCCAUUCAGAUCUACAUUUACUUCUUGACCGCUAAGGAGCUGGAUACGCCUUUGCAGACCUUCAGUACUUGGCGGUCUUCGAGCGAUGGACCAUUCACGUUUAACACACGGCCAUUGAAACCUGACCCGUGUGAGCGUCCCGUCACUUAUUUCUUGGAUGGUGCAGAGGAUGUGCGAGGUAGUGGGACUAAAACUUGGUAUAGCUUAGAGGAUAAGAACUAUGGUCAUUGCGGUAAGAGUGAGUAUUCUAGGGUAACUAGAGUUAAGAGAAUAUUGGUGACAUCAAUGAAGAUGGAUCCUGAGUAUUGGAACAAGGCACCACGGAGACAGUGUUGCGAGGUUUUGGAAGGAGGAGGAAGAAAAAAGGAGAAAGAAAUGUCGAUAAGGAUUAGAAAGUGCAGAUCUUCGGAGGAGAUAUAAAAAAUCAAACGGUUUUUUUAAUUAGAGAGAUAUAUUUGUACAUACGACUUUAGAUUCGAUCAUUAGUUGGUCUCUAAAUGCUUAGUACCAAGAAAUGGCGAUUUUUCUCUAUUACUAACACCGGGACACUUUGUGUAUUUCAGUAUUUUUUAGUAUUAUAUACUCCUGAGCCUAUACAAGUCUUUGCAUCAUCUCUUUUUUUAUGCGGAAAUGUUCGUUUGAUGAUCA